CAAUCUUUCUUGCUGCUCCAAUUCGCUCUCUUUACUCGGCCAGCGGAAGGGGAGAGGAGGGCGAGAUGACGGUGGAGAAGGUGGACGCGGGGCUUUCCGACUUCGACGCCCACUUCGAUCGCCUCUUCGCUUCCCCGGACGCCGCCUCCGACGGCAAGGUGAAGCUGCUGCUCUUCCUGGCCGACCGCAAGCCUGGCUCCUCCCUCUCCUGGUGCCCCGACUGCAACGUGGCGGAGCCGGUGAUCUACGAGCGGCUGGAGGCACUGGAGGGCAAGGACGCGGUGCUCCUGCGCGCCUACGUCGGGGACAAGCCCACUUGGCGCGACCCGGCGCACCCGUGGAGGGUGGACCCCAGGUUCGGGCUCAAGGGCGUGCCAACGCUGAUCCGCUGGGAGGAUGGCGCCGCCGCCGCCCGCCUCGGGGACGACGAGGCGCACCUCAAGGACAAGGUUGACGCCCUCCUCUGCGCUGGCGGCAACUGAGUACUGACAGAUCUGGUUUCCCGUUCGGGUUCCAUCUGCGUAGAGUGGCCAUAAUAACAUGUACUGUAAUUCAGUUCAUCUACAUGCCGGACCAGAAGCUGGGGAAUCGUGUGAAGCUUAAUAAUUCAGUUUAUCUACAUGCCGAACCAGAAGCUGGGAAAUUGUGUGGAACUAAUAAUUCAGUUCAUAUAUGACCAAAAAAAAAGAAACUGCGAGAUUGUUAAGCUAGUAUUUCGAUGGUAUCACAGUA
Zea mays is the source of this 732-nucleotide messenger RNA. RefSeq names its product thioredoxin-like protein 5. Lineage: Eukaryota; Viridiplantae; Streptophyta; Magnoliopsida; Poales; Poaceae. Bases 66 to 482 code for a protein of 138 amino acids. Gene Ontology annotation, molecular function: protein-disulfide reductase [NAD(P)H] activity. The transcript has 2 exons. Gene Ontology annotation, cellular component: cytosol. The record is from RefSeq and is marked provisional.